GUUCUCCAAACCAAAUCUCCCCGCCGGCCGCCGGCCUCUUCGAGUUCUAACCUAUAACUUCCUGAAGUUGUAUUAUACUGCUUGGAUUUUAGUACAGUAAUUAAAAGUGGUUCUAUUGUAAUUUGGCUUUAUAUAUCAACGCAGCUUAUUAGUUUACCUUUGGGUAUUUAUCAAAAUGGGGAAAAAGAAUAAGAGUUUGACACCAAAAAAUUCACCUGCUACUCCUAAGUUAAAUCCAGUUAUUGGAAAGAAAACUAAAUCACCUGUAUCUGAAGGCAAAAAAAAGGCCAUAAAAGAAAAUUUUAAAACGGUAAAUACUCUUACAACUCCAUCCAAAGGCCCUCAAAAGAAAAUAACAAAUUCACCUCAACCUCAACACCCUAAUGGAAAACAAAAUUCAACUGGCACUCCUAAAUCUAAGAAGAAAAGGAAUAGAAAAAAUAAGAAAAGACAAUCUGAAAACUCAUUAACCUUAAGUCCAGAAAAAACAAGUGUAGACAAAACUCCGACAGAAAAGCCCCUGUCCAAAAGAGCACGACGAAAAUUAGCAAAAUUGAGGAAAGAACAAGACAAAACAGGUGAAUUUAUCCCUUUAGAGCAACCAGCAAAAAAAAAGAAAGCGGCACAAUCACCGAGUAAAAAUAACGCCCCUCACUCAGAUAAGCAACAAGGUACCAACUUGUUUGAAUCUGACUCAGAUGAGUCAUCUGAUGAUGAUGAAGAUGUUCAAACUACAGAUGUAUCAAACAAAUCAAUUAAUGCACCCUCUACUGAUGAAGAAAUUGAGGAGGAGAGUGAGGAGGAAAACGAAGAAAGUGAGGAGGAAGAGGGAAAACUAAACAUAAAGGCUUCCUCUGAGCCAAAGCCGAAAAUCAUGGACUUUGGUUCAGAAGAUGAUGAUGAUGAUGAGGAGGAAGCCAGUAGUGAUUCUGAUUCAGAAGAAGUUGUUAAUAACAAACUACAUAAAACUAAAAAAGAAAAUGCUAAUGACAGCCAAGAUAGCCAGGAGAGUCAGGGCAGUCAUUACUUGUCACUAGAAGCAUCAACAAUCGGAUCAUCACCAAUCAAGAGGAAAAAGGAAGACCUCUCUGAUGAUUCUGAUGUUGAAGGUAAAAACUUUAUUGAUGAUGAAGCCGAAGAAGGGAAUGAAACAUCUGAUGAAAGUGCUGAAGAGGAAGAAGAGGAACCUUCCCCUGUUCAAAAGAAACGCAAAAUUACACCCAAUGAUGACCAAAAAGAUGGACGAUUCCAAGAAGAACACAAAAUAUUUGUUGGCGGUCUUGCACCAAACUCAACAGAAGAUGACUUGAGAGAAGCUUUGUCUGAUGUGGGGAAUAUUGUGGCAGUCCAUGUUCCAUUAAGCAGGGAAGUGCCAGGGGAGUGCAGAGGAUUUGCCUUUGUCACCCUGAAAGACCAGAAAUCAGUAACAAAAGCCAUCAGCCUGAGUGAGCAAGUAGAGGUGAAUGGAAAAUCUAUCUUUAUUAGAAAAUACAACUCAGAACCUGGUGGAGGCGGUCAGCGAGGCGGAGGCCGUGGAAAUUUUGGUGGUGGUCGUGGCAGAGGCAGAGGUGGUUUUAGAGGUGGUAGGGGAGGUUUCAGAGGAGACAGAAAUGGGAAUCGUGAGGGCAGGGGAGGAUUCAGAGGAGGGCGAGGAGGAGGAGACUAUGGAAGUAGAGAUGGACGAGGUGGGAGAGGAGGAAGUGACAGAGGAGGAAGGGGAAGAUUCAAUAGGGGAAGGGGCCGUGGCAGCAAAUACUUCCUCUGAAGAAAUUGCAACUUUUAAUGUAAUUAUAUUGUCUCUUUGUUUUAUUUGAGUAUUAAAUCAGACCACCUAGACCUGACAAGUUUUAUAUUCAUAUUAUUUGACACAUUCUUUUUAUAUCAAUAACUUUUACAUGUUGUGUUUGUUUUGUUAUCAAGGAUUUUGUGUUUUAGCUACCUAUGUUUAUUAUUUAACAGUUGGAAUGACUGUUCCUUAUUUCGUACAGUGUUGUUUGAAAUCCUGACGUAAGUGGCACAUUGUAAGAAAUUAUUGUGCAAGAAAUGUAACAUUUUAAAUAUUGUGAGUCCAUAAAUACUGUUCACAUUUUGUAUUUAACAUUACAGUAAUAAUUCUUGUCAAAAUUAUGUGAGUUUUAGUUAGCUGACAUUUUUCUGACAUGAGAAUAUAAAACUAGUUGUCUUAUGAUAUAUAAGACUGAUAAAAAAUGUUUUGUGAUACAUUUUUGAAUAUUCACUUGUAAUAAACCACCAUUUAAUGUUAAUUGUUUUGUUAACAAGAUCAUAUUAAAACCUUUGUUAUUUGAUACUGAA
Molecule: messenger RNA, 2313 nt
Organism: Macrosteles quadrilineatus (aster leafhopper)
Lineage: Eukaryota; Metazoa; Arthropoda; Insecta; Hemiptera; Cicadellidae
Exons: 4
Coding region: 176-1765 (529 amino acids)
Molecular function (GO): RNA binding
Source: RefSeq, a predicted model, not a curated record